GGCCGUGGGCUAUAUAUAUACACCCGUAUUCUUAUUCAUCGCAGAAAAAAAUAAAGGAGAAGAAGAAAAUGGCCGCAGAAGAGGGACAAGUCAUCGCCUGCCACACCACUGAGGCUUGGGACGAACAGCUCACGAAGGGAAACGAGACCAAGAAGCUGAUUGUGGUGGACUUCACUGCUUCAUGGUGUGGACCAUGCCGUUUCAUUGCCCCAAUCUUGGCAGAGCUGGCCAGGAAGACCCCGGAGGUCACAUUCCUGAAGGUGGAUGUUGAUGAGCUGAAGACGGUUGCUGAGGACUGGUCUGUGGAGGCAAUGCCUACCUUUGUGUUCCUUAAAGAAGGCAAGAUUGUCGACAAGGUUGUUGGUGCUAAGAAAGAUGAGCUUGUGCUCAAAGUAAGCCAGCAUAUUGCUGCUGCUGCAACUGCAUCUGCUUAGUAUUAUCUGGACAGAAUAUGAAUCUCCUACUGCUUUAGUGUUUUACUAUGUGUAUGCUGCUACCAUUGUUUGCCUUGUUAUGUGAAGCAUUUGUGAAUGCUUAAGAUGUUCAGAAUCUUUAAGAUGAUAUUCUAGCAAUGCAAUGUGUUAAAUUUGAGUCGCC
Molecule: messenger RNA, 597 nt
Organism: Rosa chinensis
Lineage: Eukaryota; Viridiplantae; Streptophyta; Magnoliopsida; Rosales; Rosaceae
Product: thioredoxin H-type
Exons: 2
Coding region: 69-434 (121 amino acids)
Source: RefSeq, a predicted model, not a curated record